CGUUCAGUGCACUUUGUUUGAUCUCAUGGCUGCUUCCCAAUAAUAGCCGCAUACACCAUGUCCAGUCCAGCCUUGGUUCAAUCCCUGGAGCCGAGUGAGGCCCCCGCCCCCCAUUCGCCCCCGCCAGACCCGCCUUGCAUAGGGUUGAAGGAGGUGUACACCCUGCUCAACAAGUCCUCGCGGGUGUCCAGAAAUGUGCGGGCUCAAUGGUAUUUCUCGCUCUUGGCCAAAGACAAGUUCGCUGUACACAAGUAUGAAAGCAUCCAGGACUUCCAGAACCGCGGCGAGAUGGAUAUUGUGGGCUUGGUUCCGGAGGAAGCCCGUCCCGUUUGGGAAUGGGAUUGGGAUGUGUCCCAUUUGUACAACUACCGUCUCACGCCCCUGUCCCAAGUGCACUUUCUAUCCCAACGCUAUUCCUCGGUCUUUGUGUUAGACCUGAGUCCCUCGGGCGCGGCUCAGGAUUCGUUCCUGACCUCGGGGGCCUUGGACAAGUUCCUGACCAUCCUCCGCGAGGCCCUGGUCAAUUUAGCUCGACCUUUCUAUAUCCCGGGCAGUCAGCUCCUGUUCAAACCUGACAUCUUUGUCACGGUCAUGGCUUGGACGCCGUUCUUGACCUCGACCACGUAUUUGGUGCUGAAACAAGGCUGGCUGUUGACCUCGGAGAAUGUGGAUCAGUUGUUGGCGGCCGUCAUCCGAGCCUUGCUGAGAUUGGAGGAGGUGGUCUCGGAUACGAAUAGCGUCGUUCAGGAUGAUAUCACCACUAUUCGUUCCGAGUCCGAGCGGAUGAUGGGCGCUUUGUUCGAUCAUCCUAGUCAACCUCCGCUUCUAGGUCCGUCCGUUCAUGUCUCUUCGUCAGAUUCGGCCUUUGUUUCCAUGAUCAAGGCCGCCGUGCUAGGCCUUCAACUUUUGCCCACCAAUACUACCUCAAGUAUAAUUUACAUCGGCGAUGCCAUUAUGAGCUUGCCGGAUAUCGACAAAUGUGAUUCGGUCUUGAACUCUUUGCGGACGUUGUCGAUAUCGUUGUCGUUUUUGAAGGUGUUGGACCGAAGUCACGCAGAUGCCAGUUUGACCAAUGGGCCCAAUUUUGACCUUUUGAAAUUCAUCGCUUUGAGUACAUACGGAACUUUCCUCACCGAGCUCCCGAAGAUCCACAAUGAGGAUUAUGUUUACAAUAUGAACGCCUACCACGAAGCGUUCCUUUGCUGGAGCUUCCGAAAGACUUUGGAUCAACUGAGACAACAUCAGAUGGACAUGUUGAAAAACAAGUAUUUCCUCUCGGUGGACAAUCUCGGGGUGCAAAAGAUCUUGAAUAUGGAUGUCAAGAGCUGCUUCACCAGCGUUCUCUCUUGUCGGUUAAGGGAAGGGUAUCUCAUGAGUCAUGUGAAUGUCUCUUCAAAGGAAAGCCGGAUCUCGGUGGUGUUGACCUUGCCUUGGAAGAUCUCCUCUUCCAUCCAUUACAAGCUCAGCUCUCCUUGGCCUUUAAAGUCCACCAACGAGACCAAAGUGGAGCUCCAACUUGAGGGCGACUACGACAUCAUCCAUGAUAUCAUUUGUCAGCGCGAUAAGUACUUUGACUCGGGCGAAAGAAACUCCAUCAUUCGGAAGUUCUAUGUCAUUGUCACCCAUUUGACCCGGGUUGACCGUCUCUUGGCCCAUUUGGAGUCCUUCGCCAAGGUCAAGGCUAACUAUAGCAUCCCUGACACGAUAGCGGGUGGGAUCCCGCUUUUCCAUGUGCCUCCCAAUAUGCAGAAACCAGAGUUGUAUCAGGUAGAUCCAACCUCGGGUGCUUUCGUCUCGUUUUGGCGUCCGAUUUGCUCUCUAGAUAUCAAUGUGUGGCAUCGAUGGAUGCACACGCAUCGGGUAAACGCUCUUAUGCACCACGACUACCCUUGGCCAAAGCACUUGUUGAGUCCCAAUAGUAGUGGACGCUAUACCAUUGUACAAAGCAGAAAGGCCAUGUCCCAAUUGACUAAUGUGCUCAAGGCCAAUUCGUCCUUCACAUUGGUCGAAGGACAGUCCUAUGUAAAGUUUCUGUUCAAGGAGGAGGGCGAUAAGGUGCCAUUCACGUUCUAUAUCAUCCGGCUCACUUGCAACCCUCCUUGUGUCGUGAUUUGGGUGGCUUUCUUGGGUGGCACAUCCGGCGUCCUGAGACAUCACGAGGUCCAGAACUUGAAGCAGAGUUUGAGCUCACUGACCAUCACUCAGAGCAAUCCGUGGAAAUUCAACCACGAGGUCACGGAGCAGAAUGCUUGCACCCAAAUCCAGAAGCCUUUAGACAAGGUCCUCAUUCGAUACUUGAACGCCCCCAAGAACGUGGAGUGCAUGAUCGACCCGGAGUUGUUCAAUUCAGCCAAAGCUCGAAGUCAAAGUCCGGGUCCCUUGCCUCGGAAGCUUCACUCCGUAAGUCCCAUGGGCGGGUUCUUCAUCACUCUAACCCAAUACCUCACCCAUGUCCGAUGGGUAUGGAACAUCGUAGACACGAGUCAAAGGCCAGUGGUUUGCUCCCCCGCUGCUGUGGCUCGGAUCUUGCAAAUGGUGAUCAAAAUAAGACUCCUUCAGGGCUUCUUCUUUGCCUACUCGAAGAAUGGCGUUCAGAACUUGGUGAGCGAGAUUCAAGCCAAACAUGAGAAUGAGUCGCCUCAACCAUUCAUUCUUCAAUACAUUGUGUAUCCUCUGAGCUCGUCUCCGAGUCCAAGUGUGGACUUCUCCACUGAUGAAGGUGAAGAUAUGGAAAGUAUCGUGGCCGAUCGAGAAGCUUGCACCACCCUGAUAUCAGAGGUCUGGAUCGAGCCCCAAAAUGGCGAGGUGGUCACUGAGGGGCCCUUUCAAGGCUGUGAUUCCAAUGAUAUAUCCAAGGUCAUCUUCGGGACGGAUCACGAAGUGAUUGCUCUUCAUGCUACCAUUGAACACUUGGCGGUGGUUUGCCAAAAGUCCCCAUCCACGGAGGAUAUGAUUGAAAUGUGCCACAGAUGCUUCAAUCGUUGUAGCAGUAACGAGGAUGUGAGUGCCAAGCGCAUUCAAAUUUCCACCGAUAUUGUCGGUUUGGCCAUGGCCUCUCCUAAAGUGGAGAUGCGAUUCUCCAGUUUCGUUCAAAGCUUCUGCUUGACGCCUGAUUUCAUUUUCAAACACAAUCUGAAUCAGUGUGAGAAAUUGAAUCGGGCCAAUGAUCGGCUCUUCACCGCUUUCCACGAGGAGCUCGUCGAUCUCUUUGAUUACGAACAGACUCUAACCGGCGAAGAGUCUCAGAGAAUCGGCGAUUUCUUGGCCACGUCUUGCCCCGAUCUCAAGGUCCAGUUCGCCACAAAGAGACAUGAGAUUGAUGAGGAGAUUGAGAACUUGCCUCGUUGGAAAUGCUACGCUAAGGGCAAUGGCAAAGGCCACGUCCUUGUCACCUUCUUGCCUUACGCCCAUUCCGACCUGAAAGAGCUGCUUCUUUCUGAGGGCCAUGAACUCAACGAAAACAAUCCGAAUCUCCAAAUGAGCAAAACGCCCAUGCCUGAUCAAUUCAGCGGUGGAGAUAGUUUCAGCUCCGAGAAUCAGAGCAUCUUGUCCUUCGAUUCUCGGAAGAACAGUUUCUCUGGAUUUUCGAGCACCAUGUUGAUUCCCAACUCUCAACCUCAAGAUGAUGAAGCCUUGACUCGAGUUCGAUCCCAGUCCUUGAUCCGAAUCCGGAAGCGCACCCAAACCAUUGACAAUAGCGACGCCAUUGGACGCAGACGGAGAAACUCCACUCACACCAACAAGGUUCAUCAUUCAUCCAAACGAACAGACUGCUCACCCGCCAAGCGAUCCCGGACGCACACUUUCUCGCACAUGAAAGGCAUCCGAAGUGAAAGAAAUGCCAGUGCAGCUUCAUCGGUUUCGAAAGAUGAUACCAUAGAUUGCUCGAGUUUCCACCCUUGCCAAGAGCAUGUUGCCGGAUCUGUGGCCAUUCCCAUGUACACUUUCUCUUGCAGUGAGAAACACCUACUCACUUUUCUCAUGUCCAAGAAGACCAAACCCAACUUGCACAAGAGUCUCGACCUCCGAUGGAGACCUGAGGAGUCCGAAGAGACCGUUUUGGAGCCUCGGACCUUGGGUGAUCAACCCGACGAAUUCGAUCCGACCUUCUUGAAACGGAUCGAAAAACGUUUCUAUAAAGCUUUUGUGUCCGUUCUGUACGGAUCGCUUCAACAGGGUGCACCCAUCCACAAUGACGAUGUUCAGCAAGCUGUGGAUUUAUGCGAUGUGGAAUCCGUGGUCGAGGUGAAAUUGAACGACUUCUUGGCUAGUGUUUGUCCCCACACACUCGAGAGAAGUAAUGCCACCGGGGAGAGACAAAAGAAGUGCUUUGAAAACUUCCUCAAUCAUGAGGUGAUGCGGAAGAAAUUCAGCGAUAUCCUCCAGAAGUCAUUCAAGAAUGUCCCCGGGCCCUCUGAGUUUUACUUCUAUCGGAACCUUAGUCGGGAACAGCAGAAACCGACCCCAUGUUCAGCGGCCGUGAUCGCCACUCAUCGUCAAAGGCGAAAUACAAGAGAUACAAGCUCGACUCGGGAUGAUGAGACCAGCCAUUUCCAUCUAGAAGUGGACCAAUGCUCGUCUAGACAUGAACACGAGGAUCAAAGUCAGGUCUCUGGCUACAUUUCUCCUCGAGGAGAUGAUCAGUUGUCUUUGUGUUCGAAUAUGGUCUCGGAGUUGAGCGAUUCCAACGAUUGGCCAGGAGAUAUUCCCUUGGAUAAUCCUCUGUUCUUCCAGAUAUCAUUGAUUGCUCAAGGCGACAACAAUUUCUUUCUCAAUCUUCCCAUCACCCAUUUGCCAUCGUGCUAUUUGGAUCUAGCCAAUGAUUUACGCCAAGCCAUUCAUGAAUACAGAAGCGAGGAUCCAGCAUCCAGCGACCCCGACCACAUUCCGGCCAAUCUCAUGUUGAAGCUCAAUGUGACCCUGAUCUCGUGCGAUUUCCAAGACGCUCUGGCUGAUGGGAUUUUGGAGCCCCAUUUGAUGACGCCGCACAUCUUGGAGAAAACAGACUACAUCGGCAAGCAUCAACUCAACACGAUUCAAAGAAAGGCCAUUUCAGAAAUGGUGGAAGACAUUCAUUGGAUGAUUACCGAUGAGAUUGCCUUCUCCAAGGCAAGCUCAACUCACAUCACCCAAACAAUGCUCAAAGCCAUUGUGGCUCACGUGGAGGCCUCGAUCUCCAAACCGGGUUGUUCGAUUGUCAAGUGUCCCUUAGAUUUCAUCAUGAACCGAGAGAAGAGCAUGGAGGUGAUGAUGGAGCAAAUCAGCCUGAUUGCCCUCCCCAAUUUUCAAGUGAUCCCAAAAGGCCGUUAUUGGUACUUGGUUCGAACCUCCACCGAGGAUUCGAGCAAAUCCAAGCUCUGGUUGGUCUUGUACAUCAAGGAUGAGAAGGUCAAUAUCAUAUUUCAAUAUCGAGAGGGUCAGUUGAAUAUCGUUUUGCCGUGGCGACAAGCCAUGCAACGAUUGUCGGUGAAAAUCUCGGAGGCCUUGGACUACGUGAACAGAGUAAUGUUACUCCAGAAUUUGUCGGAAACCCGCAUCUGCAAUCGACUCCUUGACCCUGAAAGCCCGGAUGAUGAGGAGUGGCAGGGGGUGUCACCGUUCCAAGACGCUGAGGAUGAGGGCAAUUGUCUUCAAGCAAAUUUGAACUUGGUUCCCGGAAAAUAUUCUUGUCCUCAAGUUUGGGAGAAGCGAUUCAUGCUCCACCCAAGACUCAUUGAGACUCGUGGACCAGAUGUCACUUCCAGAGGCUUCAUGGCUUUGAAAUUGGUCAUGAGCGCCUUUGCCGUUCAAAACCGGAAGAAUAUGUUCGUCUAUCAAGAUGAGACGGGGACUUAUUACAUGAAACUAACAGAGCAUAUCUCAUCCAGCCGACACUCCUCGUUUGUCAAGCGAUCGAAUUCGAACCAAUCCAUCGGCGGCGGCCUUCAAGGUCCAAGAUCCAUGUCUAUUAGUGGCGGGGCUUCAUCCCAGCUGAAAGCUCGUCAUCCAUCGGUUUCGGCGAGUGAAUGUGCAGAGCUGGAAUUUCCACAAAAAAACAAUGAUUUCAUUGAUUUGAAGAUCUACGGUGUUUCCCAGCCAGGAUCGACCAUCACCGAGAGUCUUGUGAACGUCUUGCAAAACAAACUAGAUGAGAAGGUGGUCGAAGUCCUGUCGACAAUUCUUCAAAGAAAUCCCAUGAGUCGAUUGAUGCCAGAGGAUGUCAAGUUCUUGCAACCCGCCGAUUCUGAACCCAGCAAAGCCAUCCGAUUUGUCGCCCCAACCAUCAAUUCUGACUAUCUUCCAGUUCUUUGCCAAUACUUGGUUCAAAACCUCAUUGAGUCUCGUUUCAUUUCUCCCAAGUUCUCGUCAUCCCGUCGUGAAAACAAACUCCGCGGUAUCGGCGAUUUUGAUGAGGUCCUCAUUCUGAAUCGAAGUAAAGAUGGCGGAGGCUCCUCUGGCCAAGUUGGUAUUGGAGUGGUGGCCUUUAAAUUUGAAAAACGUGACCUUGGCGAAGGUUCUGACGAGUCUUGUCGAACAUUGGCCCAACUAAUGAGGAUCCAGAUGGUCGAGACUGAUUCUCCAGAGGAUAACGAAUCCAAAUUACACUUCCAUUUCUACAUUUGGGAGCUGGGUAAACUGGACCUUGAGGCCAUGAUCACGACCAUCCAUUCGGCCGUUCAGCAAGCCAUGUGGGACCUGACCUUGGAGUAUGUGUUGCUCUCGAAACGCUUUUCGGAAUUUCCAAAUGUGGAUAACACCUUGCUCACUUUGGUGAAUUUCUGGCUACCCUUGGGACUGGAGAUGCACGUUCCAGCUCUGACGGAAAAGAUCUUUAAGGUGAAAGGUCGCACCAAUUCCAAAUUCUUCCUCGAGGAUGUGUACAAAACCAUUCGAAGGAUCUUUCCAACCGGAGCCAUUGAAGUAUACAGUCGCUUUGAACAAGGCCACGCUCCAUUCAAAAGAGUCACUGAGAAGAACUACCCCUCCCCAAUAUGUUCCAGUAACCCAGUUCUGUUCUCAUUGACCAUUCCCAAAUCGAGAAACUUGGAAGAAUUUGCCGCCAAUCCCGGUAAGAGCGAUAAUCUGCGGAAAUUCGUGCUUACCUCCAACAGCAGACCUCGAUCCCUUCAUGUUAUGGUCUUGCUCCAUCGGGAUCAACUGCGGGUGUACUUCUACAAUUGUUCCAAGGUAGUGACCGAUCGGUUGAACCGAAAUCUCCAGUUCCUGAUGGAUUGGACCAGCUCAAGAGUGAGCUUGAAGGAGGCUAUGGCCGCCCAAAAAUUGGCCGUGCUAAAAGACCGGGAUUUCUUUGACCCCGAGUCAGAUGAUUAUCAGGAAUGCCCCGACGUGGAACACCUCCUCCAACACUCUGUUCCCCAACGUGGACAAAAAAGCCCUGUCCUUACUCCGCACGCUAUAGCGUCCUCCAGUGAGAGCUUGUCCACCUUGUAUUGCAACCAAAAACGGGCUCACUUGGGUCAGAGGUUGACGUCCCACUCCACGGGCACUCUCAUCAAGGACAUUGCCAAAUUGCGACUGGAUCAACGCCACGAAAUUCUACCUUUGUGGAUUCAUCGACGGAACGAAGUCCAAUUCUUCCUCACUGAAGGGGUUUUGGAUCUAGUGAUCUCGCUCUCUCGACCCGUUCAUUUCUGCAUGACCCCAAUUAUGUUCCUACCCAAAUGGAGGAUGCAAGCCCAUGCCACGCGGUUCAAAGAGGGUGAUGUGGACGCGGCUGAAGAGUUGGAAAAUCAUUUGUUGAAUGCCAAGUUUAGAGGCCAAGCCCUGGACGAAAUGAACAAUAACUUGAUUAUCAAGCACUAUAUCAAAGAGUACCGCCAAUAUUUGGAAUGGAUGUCCUUCGUGGCCAUUCCUUGCGAUUCGGCCUUCAACGUCUUGAAUCCGCCUGUGGCGUACUUUUACAAGAUCCUGGCUGGGGGGUUACUCUUGUUCGAGAUUGGGUCCAAAGAGCCGUUCAUCUAUACUAAGUUGUAUGCCCUGGAACACACCCGCAUUCAGAAGACGGCUUACCACAAAGAAGACCUGAUGAAGGCGUGGACCUCGUUGGUCAUGGAGUGCGAUCGGAUCAAGUUCCUACUUCACCAUCAUUCCUUCACUUACGAUUUCCACUUGCGAGCCUUGUCUGAAUUCGCUAUUGGGAAGAUCAACAUUCUCCGCAAUGGCUUCCACUUGACCAGUUUCAUAUCCAACUUCAUGAAGUACUACAACAAGAGCCCCAAUUACGCCAGGAACAUCAUCUUCAACCAACAACUGGAGGUUGAUCUCAGUUUGGUCCAAUCUGAGCAACUCUUCAACUACAUCCUGAGCCAUGAGAAAGAGUAUGGGUUUCACGUUCUUCGCAUGGAACCCCUCUACGACGAAGGUGAGGUGUUCUCCAAUGAUUUCCUUCUUACCACGCAAUCCUCGCAUCGCGUUCAAGCCAUCUCAGGAGAAAAGCGGAUCACGGUCGAGUUUGAUUUGACCAUCAUUCUCUCGUGCUCCAAAACUACUGCCAAAGACUCGCUGACCCUGAAGGGCGUGUUUAUCUUUACCCAGAAAAACGAUCAGUUCCCCAUUUUGUACAAAGAACAAAACCACAAGGGGAUCUUCAAGCCGGUUUUGGGUGCCCCUUUCUCGUUGGCCAAUUACCCCGUCAUGAAUCACAGCCCCAACCAGGGGGAAGAUCCCAUUGAUCCGGAGAAUGUACUCUACAUUGGAUAUUACUCCAGCCACGAGCAGAGCAUCCAAUCCAUGGUGGAUCGAGAGUCCAAGCAUUUGAAGGCCAAGCUCAGCCAGAUCUUCCAAAAUGCCGAACGAGAUUGCCGUAAAGACACUUUGUGGCGAAAAAUCCUCUUGGAUUCUGCCAAGCCCGACCAUACCAUUGAGGAAUUUGAAGAGCUCGUUGGUCUAAUCGAGACCCAAGAGACCUCGAAUCCCUUUUCCUCCUUUUCAUUCGAAUCCCAAGGCCUGAAAAACAGACUCCACGAAUGGUUGUCAGAUUAUUUCCCAUUAACCUUUCGCCACCUGAGCUCCAACUAUCAGGAACACUUUGUCAUCACGGAGGAGAGUAUGUUUAGCGUGGCUGCCGUUUUCUCCAUUGAUUAUGGCACACCUCAAACGGAGGUGUCUAUUUACAGCCUAAAUCGAAGUCCGGAAGCCCAUAAGAACGCAUUGCGCGACACUCUUUGCAACGUGAUUUCCUACUUUUUGUUCCGCGAGACAUUUUAAACGAGAACCCGAUUCUCCUGAUGACGAAGAUGCUCUUUUGUCAGAUACAAUUUUUCCACGUUAUAUUAUUUUGACUCUUCUUGGAGGGGUAAUAUAUAUAUAUAGGUACAAUAAAUGCACAUUUCACAACGAGA
Molecule: messenger RNA, 9341 nt
Organism: Tigriopus californicus
Lineage: Eukaryota; Metazoa; Arthropoda; Copepoda; Harpacticoida; Harpacticidae
Product: KICSTOR complex protein SZT2-like
Exons: 2
Coding region: 58-9207 (3049 amino acids)
Cellular component (GO): peroxisome
Source: RefSeq, a predicted model, not a curated record